Molecule: messenger RNA, 1095 nt
Organism: Penicillium malachiteum
Lineage: Eukaryota; Fungi; Ascomycota; Eurotiomycetes; Eurotiales; Aspergillaceae
Product: putative proline-rich, actin-associated protein Vrp1
Exons: 3
Coding region: 1-1095 (364 amino acids)
Molecular function (GO): actin binding
Source: RefSeq, a predicted model, not a curated record
AUGCCUCCUCCCCCUCCUCCCCCUCCGCCGCCGCCGCCUGGAGGUCUAGGUGGCCCUCCCCCACCACCCCCUGCAGCAAGUUUACCCAGUAGACCAGGAAAAUCAGAAGCGAAAGGUCGUGGCGCUUUACUGUCUGAUAUCCAUAAGGGUGCUCGAUUGAAGAAAACUGUCACCAAUGAUCGAUCAGCGCCUGUUGUUGGAAAGACUGGAGGAGGUUCAGCUGCACCACCUAUGGGUGCUGCCCCUCCAGUUCCUGGUAUACGACCACCUCCCGCUGGACUUGCACCCCCACCGCGGCCAGCAGCCCAGCCCCCCCAGUUGGGCGGUCUUUUCGCAGGUGGAAUGCCCAAACUACGCAGUCGUGGUGGUGUCAACACAGGUGCCAAUAAACAAGAUUCGCCGUAUUUAUCCGACUCUGAAGCUACACGUCCAACGUCAGCUGCACCACCACCUCCCAGGCCUUCUGCCGCGCCACGACCACCUGGAGGACGGCCACCUUUCCCUCCACCUCCACCUUCUUCAGAAUCACCACCUGCGCCUCCUGUGAACCCAUUAGUCGCAAGCCUAAAGAAGAUACCGCCACGGCCCGGUUCAAGGCCAUCAUCUACGCUCUCUGCAACCAGCACCAAGUCUGCUCCUGAGAGCCCUCCACCACGCGCCCCUCUACCGCCUCCUGGGCCUGGGGCAUUCAAGCCUCCGCCCCCUCCGGUAUCUCGCAAACCAUCCGCACCUCUUCCGCCCUCUGCAGCUAGUCCGGCGGCUCCACCCCCUCCGCCUCCAUCCGCUCCUCCACCAACAACUUCAAGAGCUCCUCCUCCGCCUCCUGUUGCUCCUGGAAGGCCAACGCCUCCACCUCCAUCUGCAGCCCUGCCAUCAAUUGCUACCCAGGCUGCACGCACUGCUCUUGGAAACCAUAUAACAAGUACUCCGGCGGCACCACCCCCUCCGCCACCAUCUGCAGCUCCUGCAGCCCCCCCCCGCCUCCUCCACCAGUUUCCCCUCCUAGUGCUCCGCCACCUCCUCCAAGUGGACCACCAUCUCGCCCAUCGCCUGUUCCCUCGCGUCCUGCUCCGCAUGAACCAGUUGCACCAUUAA